AUGCAUCGAAUAUCCAGUCCAGCGAUCAAAGGCGUUCAUGACCAUAAGGCUAUCCUCGGAAAACUAUGUCAUGUUCCUUGGCUUUUGAACAGCUGUAUCCCAGGAGUGGCGCCUGGAUAUUUCAGUUUCAUUCGGUGGUGUGGGGAUGAGAUUGAGCAAAAGCAAAGAACCUAUGUCGAGAAGGAUACAUUUGCGGCUCCGACUGAAGCUGCUCUUGAUGAGGAUUCACAAGUAGUUGUAGUUGUUGGCAGUGAGACUACGGCUACUACCUUGCCAUCUGCACUCUACUAUCUGGCCAAGAAUCCCGCAAUACCAUCGAGGCUGCAGCUCCAUCUAGAUGAAGAUAUGUCAAAAGAAACACUUCGCCUGAGACCUGCAGUAAUGAUGGGUGGAUACCGCAUUACCCCAGCCGAGGGAAUCCAGGUUGGUGAGAUGUACAUUCCUGGGAAUAUCAAUGUUUUCGUUCCAGUGCAAUUGAUUUAG
This is a messenger RNA of Penicillium hordei, 483 nucleotides long. RefSeq names its product Cytochrome P450. The transcript is spliced from 2 exons. The record is from RefSeq and is a predicted model, not a curated record. NCBI's taxonomy places the organism in Eukaryota, Fungi, Ascomycota, Eurotiomycetes, Eurotiales, Aspergillaceae. Gene Ontology annotation, molecular function: oxidoreductase activity, acting on paired donors, with incorporation or reduction of molecular oxygen; heme binding; monooxygenase activity. Bases 1 to 483 code for a protein of 160 amino acids.